Molecule: messenger RNA, 2396 nt
Organism: Daphnia carinata
Lineage: Eukaryota; Metazoa; Arthropoda; Branchiopoda; Diplostraca; Daphniidae
Product: mitochondrial intermediate peptidase-like
Exons: 10
Coding region: 105-2261 (718 amino acids)
Biological process (GO): peptide metabolic process
Cellular component (GO): mitochondrion
Molecular function (GO): metalloendopeptidase activity
Source: RefSeq, a predicted model, not a curated record
AGAAUUUAGUUGGUGAAUUCCGGUUCUGACGUGAGUUCUACAACAGAAAGAAAAGAAGCAAAAUAGACUAGAGUUAAAUUUCUCAUAGAUCGUUAUCACUUUACAUGAUGCCUUCAACUGCCCAUUUGCAACAAGUCCUCAAAUGCCUUGUUAGAAAGUAUCUUCGUCGAAACUCAGAUGCUGGCCUCCUAUAUUUACAAAAAGCAGCAUAUGUUACUAGCAGUUCUUCUUCACUGACAUCUGCAUUUAACUCGAAACCUAGAAAACUGAACCUAAGUUUUUCACUAGCAACAGAAAACACGGGGCUUUUUGAUAUCCCACAACUAAGGAGUCCAGAGGGUGUUUACCUUUUGAAAGAAAACAGACUUAAUCAAGUAGAAGAUCUGGUGGCAGAAUGUUGUGACCCCAAUAGAAAGAGACGGAUGGUGGAGAUCUUUGAUGAUCUGUCAAAUGCCUUGUGUCUUGUUGCAGACCUUGCAGAAUUUUUAAGAAUUGCUUCACCAAACCAGCAGUUUUCAAGUGCAUCUGAAAAUGCCUGUAUUGCCAUUUCAAACCUGGUUGAACAGCUCAACACUAACAGAAACCUUUAUGAAAUACUAAAGAGAUCUGUUGAAAGUGGUGAUUGUUUACCCACCUCAGCUAUGGACACACAUGUUGCCAAGCUGUUUAUUUUUGACUUUGAGCAGAGUGGUAUUCAUUUGCCAGAAGCACAAAGACAGCAGGUUGUCAACCUUAAUGAAUACAUUCUACAUCUUGGUCAGAGAUUUAGCAUGAAUGCCCAUGAACCAAGACAAGUAAACAAGGAAGAUCUUCCAUCACAUAUUCGACACCAGUUCGCACUUGAAGGAGAAAAUAUAACCAUAAAUGGACUUUAUACAGACGCAGCAAAUGAAAUUGCUCGUGAAGCUGCCUAUAAGAUCUACCUCUACCCAUCUGAGGAGCAAGAGGCCACACUUGAUAAACUUCUCCGGGCGAGGCACCAUUUGGCGCAGUUGUGUGGUUUCCCUUCGUAUCCUCACAGAGCACUGAAAGGAAGCCUGGCAGAAACCCCUGAAAUGGUGCUAGGCUUUCUUGAUUCGCUAUCUGCAGAACUUAAACCACGAGCUGCAAGGGACUACAACACCAUGAGAGACUUAAAAAAGAAAACAAACUAUAAUAACAAAGAAUUGGCGGUGUGGGAUACGCCUUAUUUCACCGGAAUGGCCCGCCGUCAGAUGACUGGUCAUGCUGACGAUCUCACGCCAUAUUUCUCUCUCGGAGCUUGCAUGGAAGGAUUGGAUAUGAUUUUCCGUAGUAUUUAUGGUAUCCAAUUAAAACUUGGAACACUCAAGCCGGGAGAAGCUUGGUGUCCAGACAUUUACAAAAUUGACGUCGUUCACGACACGGAGGGCCUUCUUGGACACAUCUAUUGCGACUUUUAUGAUCGACCACGAAAACCUCAUCAAGAUUGUCAUUUUACUAUUGUUGGUGGUAAAGAGCUAUCAGAUGGGACUUACCAAAAUCCAGUUGUCGUACUGAUGCUUACUUUGCCGUCUCCCUCAUGGGGAACACCGAGUUUGCUGACGCCAAACAUGGCUGACAAUUUAUUUCACGAAAUGGGACACGCCAUGCAUUCGAUGUUGGCAAGAACUCGUUAUCAACAUGUGACAGGAACACGCUGCGCAACCGAUCUUGCGGAAGUACCAUCCAUUCUGAUGGAAUUCUUUGCGUCCGAUCCGAGAGUGGUAUCUAAGUUUGCUCGUCAUUACAAAACCGGAGAACGGCUUCCCGCUGCUCGACUGGAAUCCCUGUGCGCUGCGAAGCAUACAUUUGCCGCUGCAGAAAUGCAGCAACAAGUAUUUUACUCCACCCUAGAUCAAAAACUUCACAUGCAUCCGCGUACGGAAAGCAAAAGUACAACUACCGAAGUCUUGGCUGAGACCCAGAACGAGUACUUUGGGUUGCCUUUCGUUCCCAAUACGGCAUGGCACCACCGGUUUAGUCAUAUCGUCGGCUAUGGGGCUAAAUACUACUCUUAUCUACUUUCUCGCGGUGUGGCUGCAUGGAUCUGGCAACGGUAUUUUCAAGACGAUCCGUUGAGUCGUACGGCUGGCGAAAGUUUCCGCCAUGGCUUUCUUGCUCACGGUGGUAGUAAGCCAGCACGUGACAUGGUCACCGCCUUCUUAGGGAAAGAAGUCAACCCGUCUACAUUGACGCAUUCGCUCAUCGUAGAGUUAGACUCCAAGCAGGAGACAUUAAUGUCUCACAUCUAUAAGAAGUAGAAAAAACAAUAUUGAUUCUUAUGAUUAGUUAGCCUAGUCAUGUUAUGUUGCAUUCAAAGACUGAUUUAACGCAGAUCACUUUAACAAAUAUGAAUGUGCUGACUUAAAAACAAAGAUGUACUUGAUUCCAUGAAA